AUGCGUUCGACAUAUUCUGAUACUAUCGCACGUGAACAACAAAUUCGCGAAUUAACUCAUGAGAAGAAAAUUGUAUCAUCAAUACCCAGAGCUCGAACUAGACAAGGCGAACGAAAAUUUUAUGAAAUUUUUAUUUUAGCGAUCAUACAUUUUUUAUUUGCAGUUUUUAUUCUUGGGCGUUUUACAAUUAAUAAUGGACCACUUAUUCAACAAGUUUAUUAUGCUUUCAUAGAUACAUCAAAUGAUACGUUCAAUGAAACACCACUAACUUAUUAA
This is a messenger RNA of Rotaria sp. Silwood1, 276 nucleotides long. The record is from the annotation of a GenBank genome assembly. Lineage: Eukaryota; Metazoa; Rotifera; Eurotatoria; Philodinida; Philodinidae.